CCGCACCGGGGCCACCAUGGCCUCCAUCGGCAACUUCUUCCGACGGAGCCUGCGGCGCAGCGGCCGUAAAGGAGGGCCAGAGGAGAGCUGUGGAGCAGAGAAGCAGCCCUGCAGGGCGCCCCAGGGCAAGGCAGGGGAGCGCAGCUCCCUCCUCGCUGCUGCUGGGCAGUUCUUCUUCGAGUACCUGGUGGUGGUGUCCCUGAAGAAGACCCCAGAUGGCCUUUAUGAACCCAAGAUAAGCUACCAGUUCCCAAAGCGCGAGCACCUGCUGCGGGGGCAGCGCGAGGAGGAGGAGCGACUGCUGCAGGCCAUUCCCCUCUUCUGCUUCCCUGAUGGCAGCUCCUCUGCCCCAGCCUGCGACUUCAGAAGUGAAACCUUCUCCUUCGUGCUGACCAACGCCGAUGGCAGCAGGAAGAUUGGCUACUGCCGGCGGCUGCUGCCCUCUGGCCGUGGGGUUCGCCUCCCUGAGGUCUUCUGCAUCAUCAGCUGCCUGGGCUGCUUUGGGCUCUUCUCCAAGAUCCUGGACGAGGUGGAGAAGAGGAGGCAGAUCUCCAUGGCUGUGAUUUACCCUUUCAUGCAGGGCCUGAGGGAAGCUCCCUUCCCAGCCCCAGGCAAGACUGUCACCAUCAAAAGCUUCAUCCCUGACUCGGGCACAGAGCUCAUCGAGCUGACCCGGCCUCUGGAUGCCCACCUGGAGCAUGUGGAGUUCCAGGCUCUGCUCCAGAGGCUCAGCCCCAGCCUCAUCCUGCACAUCUUUGCCUCUGCUGUGCUGGAGAGGAGGUUGAUCUUCCUGGCCCAGGAGCUGAGUGUGCUGUCCCAGUGCAUCCAUGCAGUUGCUGCUCUGCUCUACCCCUUCACCUGGGCUCACACCUACAUCCCUGUGGUCCCUGAGUGCCUGCUGGACACUGUCUGCUGCCCCACGCCCUUCAUGGUUGGCAUCCAGAUGAGGCACCUGGAGAGGGUCCUGGAGCAGCCAAUGGAGGAGGCUCUGAUAGUUGACCUCUGUGAGGGGAAGAUCAUCAGGGCGCUUGGUGAUGAGGAGGAGAUCCUGCCCAGCAAGCUGCAGAGCGAGAUGCUGAGCUCUCUGAGCAGGCACAACAACAACAACAAUGAGCACACUCCUGAGCAGCUGAACACUUUGGUGUCUGAGGCCUUUGUGCAGUUCUUUGUCCGUGUGGUUGGCCACUACCCCUCACACAUCAAGUGGAGCAGGGGGGGCUCAGGCAGCUUCCAGGAGCGACCCUUCUGCAAGGCCCUGGGCUCCAAGGCCGCCCGCAGGUUCCUCAAGAGGUUUGUGAAGACCAACAUGUUCUGCCUCUUCAUCCAGGAGGCAGAGAGGAGCAGGAUCCCACAGGAAGCAUACUUCCAGAGGAAGAUAGCAGAGUACCAGGAGCAGAAGAAGCACCGAAGGGACUCCUGAAGCCCG
This is a messenger RNA of Dryobates pubescens (Downy woodpecker), 1426 nucleotides long. It is a transcript of the gene DENND2D, whose product is annotated as DENN domain containing 2D. Bases 17 to 1420 code for a protein of 467 amino acids. NCBI's taxonomy places the organism in Eukaryota, Metazoa, Chordata, Aves, Piciformes, Picidae. The record is from RefSeq and is a predicted model, not a curated record. Gene Ontology annotation, cellular component: nucleoplasm; cytosol. The transcript is spliced from 12 exons.